Molecule: messenger RNA, 1589 nt
Organism: Nicotiana attenuata
Lineage: Eukaryota; Viridiplantae; Streptophyta; Magnoliopsida; Solanales; Solanaceae
Exons: 4
Coding region: 213-1205 (330 amino acids)
Source: RefSeq, a predicted model, not a curated record
CCUCUGCUCGACCGCCUCUCUCUCUGCUCGACCGUUCUUCAAUCUCUCGUCCCAGUUGCAAAUUUGGGGGUUUCUCUUUUGAGAUCGCAGAACCCAAUUUCUUUGCUGAAAUUCGAGGUCAGUUUUCUUGGAUUUUCAGCAGUGGAAAGCAGAAUCCAUUUGCUCCAACAGUGGUAGGGAUAUACAAUUUUCUUUCGGAAGAGAAUUACAAGAUGGAGCUUGCACAUCGAAGAUGGAUGUAUAAUCGAACUUAUCCUAAUCGUAGUGGGUUGAGGGAGGAAUUUAUAGAAGGGGUUGCCGAAUUCAUGGCUAAAACAAAAACACUUCAUGAAUUUCUCAGUGAAGGGGUGAUUAGGUGUCCUUGUAUGAAAUGCAAAUGCGGAAAGUUAUUACAACCAGAUGUUGUUAAAGUUCAUCUUUAUAAAAAAGGGUUUAUGGAAAAUUAUUACGUGUGGACUAUUCAUGGAGAGGAUGUUGCUAGUGUUGGUAACGUCGAUUUUCAAAAGUUUUUUGAUAGUGAGGGUAGUCCAUUAGCAGAGAAUAAUGCUGAAAAUUCUCGAUUCAGUGAAAUGGUUAGGGAUGCUUUUGUGAUGCACCCGGGGGCUCAGUCUGAACCAAAUGAUGAUGCUAGGCGCUUCUAUGAACAGUUAGAGGAAGCAAGUCGUCCAUUGUAUAAAGGCUCAAUGCAUUCUAAGUUGUCUGUCGCAGUUAGAUUAUUAAGUAUUAAAUCAGAUUCAAGUAUUUCUCAAGCGGGCAUGGACUCUAUCAUUGGCCUUAUGAAUGAACUUAAUCCGAAUAAAAUUGACCUACCCAAAGAUUUCUACACAGCAAAGAAAUUGGUUUCUAAGUUAGGACUUUCAUCAGAGAGGAUUGACUGUUGUGAGAAAGGUUGCAUGUUAUUCUAUAAGGAUGAUGCAGCCUUAGAGAAUUGCAAAUUUUGUAACCAACCUCGUUACAAGAAAGCCAUAAAUUCAAAAAAGAAGAAGGUUCCAGUUAAGGCGAUGCAUUACUUACCCCUUAUACCUAGGUUAAAGAGGUUGUAUGCAUCAAUGAGCUCUGCUCCUCAUAUGAGAUGGCACUAUAAAAAUAGAAGGCCACCUGGUAUUUUGUGUCAUCCGUCAGAUGGAGAAGCAUGGAAGCAUUUUGAUAGGUUGUUUCCGGAUUUUGCUAGUGAACCUACGGUCUUGGAUCACAAUAUUCUGUAGGUCGUUCUACGACAUUGUUGUCUGGUGAUGCGAGUUAUUCGCAAGAUCACGAAGAGGUGGAAGCAUUACGAAAGAAGUUGAAGAGUUGAAGGAGGAACGGAAAGAAGAUCGCGCAAAUUUUAACAAAUUGCAGAGUCUAGUGGAGAAAUUUAUGAGCGGGCGUCCAUUUGGUCCUUCGAAUGGCGAGGAUGGCGGGGAUAAUGAGUUUUAGUUUGUUAUGGUUAUUGAUGUUUGAGACAUUAUUAUUUGUUGUAGUUGGAUGUUUAGAAUUGGUAAUAUUUACACUUGACUAUAAUUGUAAUAUUUUAGACUAGAUUGAAUGGUGCCACAAUGUUUAACUCUUUUUGGAUGUUUUAGUUACAAAUAUUUAUGUUUUGCAUUUUA